Endocarpon pusillum Z07020 is the source of this 1311-nucleotide messenger RNA. RefSeq lists its product as uncharacterized. The transcript has a single exon. The record is from RefSeq and is a predicted model, not a curated record. The coding region runs from base 1 to 1311 and encodes 436 amino acids. Gene Ontology annotation, biological process: molybdate ion transport. Lineage: Eukaryota; Fungi; Ascomycota; Eurotiomycetes; Verrucariales; Verrucariaceae. Gene Ontology annotation, molecular function: molybdate ion transmembrane transporter activity.
AUGGCAACCCUAUCAAGAUUCCAGUCAAUACAGCGUCACAAUCUCGAGGUAUUUCAACAGCAACCCCUUGCCGAGAUAUCAGGUUCAUUGGGCGAUCUGGGUACUUUCUUGCCAAUCGUGAUUGCACUGACUCUAUCCCAUCAAAUAUCACUGCCUACGACGCUCGUACUUACAGGCAUCUUCAAUAUCUUGACGGCAUGUUUCUUUGGUAUUCCACUACCUAUGCAGCCGAUGAAAGCCAUCGCCGCUGUUGCCUUAUUGAAGAACUUCACAGCCGGCCAGACACAAGCCGCGGGAAUCUUCGUUGCAGCUUGUAUUCUCUUCUUCAGUGUAACCGGCCUACUUGGGUGGUUUACUUCUGUUGUACCUAUUCCUGUGGUCAAGGGUAUCCAGGUCGGAGCAGGGUUAUCUUUGAUUAUAUCUGCUGGGGCUAAAGCUGUGAACGAGUUGUCAUGGACUGGUCCAUCUUGGGAAGACAACUACAUCUGGGUCAUGUUUACCUUCAUCGCUCUGUUGAUGUCAGCAGCUGCCCCAAGGACGCCCUAUGCUCUGUUGGUUCUGAUGCUUGGCCUUGCUCUGGCCGCUUUCCAGUUGGGCCAUGCUAAAGGAAAUCACGGUCCAGCUUUCCGUCUUUGGCUCCCUUAUACUCAAGUACCAGAUAAGGAUGAGUGGAAGGUGGGCGUGCUGGAGGCAGGCUUGGGACAGCUCCCAUUGACCACCCUGAACUCCAUCAUUGCUGUCGUACAUCUGUCGGCGGACCUUCUUCCAGAAAUACCCACACCUUCAGCCACAUCGAUAGGGCUCAGUGUAGCAUUCAUGAAUCUCUUUGGCUGCUGGUUUGGAGCCAUGCCUGUUUGCCACGGCUCAGGGGGACUGGCAGCGCAAUACCGGUUUGGCGCUCGUUCAGGAGCCAGUAUCAUGAUUCUUGGUAUUGUCAAGCUCCUGCUUGGAUUAUUCUUUGGUGAAACUCUGGUUGGCUGGUUGAAGAAGUUUCCUACUGCCUUGAUCACAGUAAUGGUGAUUGCCGCUGGACUGGAAUUGGCUAGCGUCGGAGAAAGUCUGAACACCAUUGCAGCUCGGGAUUUGGAGAAAGAGCCCGGACAGGCGGAGCGAAAGAGAAGAUGGAUGACCAUGCUCGUGACCAUCAGUCUGCUGGUUGCCUUCAAGAACGAUGCGGUUGGCUUCAUUGCUGGUAUGCUUUGUCAUUGGAGCUAUGAAAUGCCGGAAGUGCUGGCAAAGCUUAGAAGAAAAACUUUUAACGGCCACUGGACCAAUGCAAGUCUGCACGAAGAGCAAAGUCUACUUCCGUAG